CUGGCCCAUUCGCGUUCAUCCAUCCAUCCCCAUUUCACCUCGCCUCCAUUGACACCUCAGCAUCCAUUCCUUCGCUUCGUCAAAAUGUCCGACCAGGUGCAAGAGCUCCUCAACGUCCCUCGGGAGUUCCUCAGGGAUGGCGUGCAGUUUGUCCACCGCAGUCAGAAGCCCGACAAGCGCGAGUUCAUCAAGAUCAGCCAGGCUGUCGGUACUGGCUUCCUGAUCAUGGGAUUCAUCGGUUACAUUGUCAAGCUGAUCCACAUCCCCGUUAACAACGUCCUCGUCGGUGGCGCGUAAACGAACACUCCAUCAUCCAUUCUAUCCGGUGUCAAGCGAAGAAAGAAUCAUAAGGUCAUCAUAUCCUUAUUGGCGAAUCGCGAGCUAGGGUGCGCAUGCGGAUGCGAUCUUCAAACGAGCGUGUAACAUUAUACCCGCUUGAUGGAUGAGCAGACUGCCGAUGCAGUCUCGCUCGACGCGGAGACCAGUCAUUGGAAACUGGCAUAUGUGCAUAAUUAGUCUGGGCAGGCGUUUAGGGUGUGCUGUUAAUAUAUCCAUUGAAUUAUGGCAAGCUGCUAUUAAACCACAGAAAUCCUAACCUAUAAUGAAUCUAU
Aspergillus costaricaensis CBS 115574 is the source of this 611-nucleotide messenger RNA. RefSeq names its product translocon subunit SSS1. Gene Ontology annotation, biological process: protein targeting; post-translational protein targeting to membrane, translocation. Gene Ontology annotation, cellular component: Ssh1 translocon complex; membrane. Lineage: Eukaryota; Fungi; Ascomycota; Eurotiomycetes; Eurotiales; Aspergillaceae. The transcript is spliced from 3 exons. Gene Ontology annotation, molecular function: transmembrane protein transporter activity. Bases 85 to 297 code for a protein of 70 amino acids. The record is from RefSeq and is a predicted model, not a curated record.